Globicephala melas (long-finned pilot whale) is the source of this 5658-nucleotide messenger RNA. It is a transcript of the gene SAMD11, whose product is annotated as sterile alpha motif domain containing 11. The record is from RefSeq and is a predicted model, not a curated record. Lineage: Eukaryota; Metazoa; Chordata; Mammalia; Artiodactyla; Delphinidae. Gene Ontology annotation, molecular function: DNA binding; protein binding.
AGCAAACCGGGCGCGGGGCCGCCCCGGGGGGCGCGGGCGCAGGUGGCCCAGCGCCCUGUGGAGCCCCAGGGUCCUGGAGCUGCGGCGCUGGGCAGGUCGAUCGGGGAUCGAUACAGCUCCGGCAGCACCAUGUCUCAGGCAGCAGAGGCCCCGCCAGCCGGCCGGGCAGCGGUCCGAGGUGGCCCGGCUGGGGCGCAGUAGCGGCGAGGACGGGUGCGCGGCCAGGAGCCCCCCAGGCCCCCGCCCUCGAGACCCAACUCCAGCCCGGGCCGGAACUAGUUGGGCCGGCUGCGGAGAGCCAGGCUGCAGGACCACCCGCCCACCAUGCCGGCGGUCAAGAAGGAGCUACCCGGCCGCGAAGACCUCGCCCUGGCUCUGGCCACCUUCCACCCGACCCUGGCCGCGCUGCCACUGCCGCCGCUGCCCGGCUACCUGGCGCCACUGCCCGCCGCGGCCGCCCUGCCCCCGGCUGCCUCGCUACCAGCCGCGACCGCGGGCUACGAGGCGCUCUUGCCCCCGCCUCUCCGCGCCCCGCGCGCCUACCUGAGCCUGCACGAGGCCGCCCCGCACCUUCACCUGCCCAGAGACCCUCUGGCCCUCGAGCGCUUCUCGGCCACUGCGGCCGCGGCACCGGAUUUCCAGCCGCUGCUGGACAACGGCGAGCCGUGCAUCGAGGUGGAGUGCGGCGCCAACCGCGCGCUGCUCUACGUGCGCAAACUCUGCCAGGGCAGCAAGGGUCCGUCCAUCCGCCACCGCGGCGAGUGGCUCACACCCAACGAGUUCCAGUUCGUCAGCGGCCGCGAGACGGCCAAGGACUGGAAGCGCAGCAUCCGCCACAAAGGGAAAAGUCUGAAGACGCUUAUGUCCAAGGGGAUCCUGCAGGUGCAUCCUCCGAUCUGCGACUGUCCAGGCUGUCGAAUAUCCUCCCCGGUGAACCGGGGGCGGCUGGCAGACAAGAGGACAGUUGCCUUGCCCCCUGCCCGUGUCCUGAAGAAGGAGCUGACCCCCAGCUUCUCAGCCAGUAGUGACAGUGACAGGAGUGGCCCGGCCUGUGGGCAGCGGCUGGGCUUGAAGCAGGAGGACGACCCGCAUGUCCGUAUCAUGAAAAGAAGAGUCCACACCCACUGGGAUGUGAACAUCUCCUUCCGAGAGACGUCCUGCAGCCAGGACAGCGACCUCCCCACCCUCAUAUCCAGCCUGCGUCGCAGCCGCCACCUCGUUAUGCCCGAGCAUCAGAGCCGCUGUGAAUUCCAGAGAGGCAGCGUGGAGGUCGGCCUGGGAGCCGCAGGUGACCUGUUGGGCAAGAGGCUGGGUCGCUCCCCCCACAUCAGCGGUGACUGCCCUUCGGAGAAGAAAGCCCGAAGCAAGUCCCCUCAAGAGGGUCCAUUGCUUCCGGAACUAGGGCCCGGCAUGGCCCCCGAGGACCAUUACCGCCGGCUGGUGUCCGCCCUGAGUGAGGCCAGCACCUUUGAGGACCCUCAGCGUCUCUACCACCUGGGCCUCCCCGGCCACGAUCUCCUGAGGGUCCGGCAGGAGGUGGCAGCGGCAGCCGUGAGGAGCCCCAGCGGCCUGGAAGUCCACCUGCCCUCAUCCACAGCAGGUCAGCGUCGGAAGCAGGGCCUGGCUCAGCACCGAGACGUCACCGCCCCAGCUGGCGCCCCGUCCUUCUCAGAGAGGGAGUUGUCGCAGCCGCCCCCCUUGCUGUCGCCCCAGAAUGCCCCCCACAUCGCCCUGGGCCCCCACCUCAGGCCCCCCUUUUUGGGGGUGCCCUCGGCACUGUGCCAGACCCCAGGCUACGGCUUCCUGCCCCCUGCCCAGGCGGAGAUGCUCGCCCGGCAGCAGGAGCUCCUGCGGAAGCAGAACCUGGCCCGGCUGGAGAUGUCAGCAGAGCUGCUGCGCCAGAAGGAGCUGGAGAGCGCGCACCGGCCGCAGCUGCUGGCACCCGAGGCCGCCCUGCGCCCACCCGACGGUGCCGAGGAGCUGCAGCGGCGCGGGGCUAUGCUGGUGCUGAGACACAGCUCUGCGCCCCUGCUGGCCCUGCCUCCCCAGGGACCCCCGGGCCCCGGUCCCCCCACCCCGCCCCAGGAGCCUGCCCGCCGAGCUCCUCGGAAGGGGGGCCCCAGCCCUGCCUCAGCCCGGCCCAGUGAGCCCAAGGAGACCACAGGGGCUGGGCUCUGGGCACAAGACGGUUCUGAAGAUGAGCCCCCCAAGGACUCAGACGGAGAGGACCCCGAGAUGGUGGCUGCUGGGGGCCAGGGCCCAACUGGAGGGGCCAGCUCUGAGGGGAAGGGGCUUGCCUCAGGGUCCAUGCUGCCCCCUCCACUGCCCCUGGGCUUGCCUUACACGGUCAGCCCCUACUUCCACACAGGCGCCACGGGGGGCCUCUUCAUGGAUGGGGAGGGCGCCACAGCGCCCGAGGAUGUCAGCAAGUGGACAGUGGACGACGUCUGCAGCUUUGUGGGCGGCCUGUCCGGCUGCGGAGAAUAUGCACCGGUCUUCAGAGAACAGGGAAUUGACGGGGAGACCCUGCCCCUGCUGACAGAGGAACAUCUCCUGACCACCAUGGGGCUGAAGCUGGGGCCUGCUCUCAAGAUCCGGGCCCAGGUGAGCGCCUGCUGGGGGCAGUGGUCUCCAGACAACGGAGGGGCAGCACUGAGGCUCUGCGUGUGGCUGUACGGUGGCAGCCCCGCAGGCCCCAUCCAGGCCCGUCUCUCCACAGGUGGCCAAGCGCCUGGGCCGAGUCUUCUACAUGGCCAGCUUCCCCGUGGCUCUGCCGCUGCAGCCACCAACACUGCGGGCUCCCGAGAGGGAGCUCAACUCGGGGGAGCAGCCCCUGUCCCCAGCACCGGCCCCCUCGCCCUAUGGGGGCGCGCAGCCCCCUGCCAGCCGAGCCUCACCCAAGCAGGAGAACGGAACCAUGGCUCUGCUCCCAGGGCCCACGGACCCCUCCCAGCCUCUGUGCUGAGCUGGUGUCAGACCCCCCAUCCUUCACUGCCGGCUGCUCCCCGGCAAAGGCCCCCAACCCCACAGCUUAUCCUCCUUUCGGUUUUGGAUGCAAAAACACAAUUUUUAAAACGAAAACACAUGAUUUAAGAGGAAAAGAAUGCGUUUCCGAAGACUCUCCGCGGGUGCCUGCAGGGCCUGGUGCAGACCGCGUGGGGACUGAACCCAGGCACGGGGCGGGGGUGCUGCACGCUGGGUGGCUGCGGACAAAGCAGACAUGGAGAAGGCGCAGGCGCACCCCAGGCCCUGCAGCGUUGGCCGUGCGCACGGCGUGACCGCGUGCCAACGCCGGGCAGAGCCCCACUCCAGGUCGGCACCUUCACGGGGUAGGUGCGUCUCACCCGCCACCAUAAGCUGCGGCAGGAGGCCAGCCCCACGGUGGUUUAUGGCCGCCACUCCAAGACUUGGAACAGCACUUGGUCCUUUCUGGUCGCUUAUGUUGUAAAAAUAAAGCCCUAUCCACCAUCUACGCCCUGCGUGGGCACAGACCCCAGGGCCUCGGCUCAGCCGCAGCCGGGAAGCAGCACACCUGACUGCCUAGUGAGGUUGGGAACGCCAUGCAGCAGCCCCCCACAAGGCUCCAGGCGGGCAGCCCUCAGUCGUCCUCGUCUUCGGAGAGCUCUAGAUCCUGCAGCUCAUCCUCCGGCCCCUGGGCCAGCCGCCACGGCUCCUGGGGGUCCGGCCCCGCCUCUGUGUCUGGGUUUCCAUCUGCAGGGAGAGCGCACAGCUACAUAAAUUCUGCUUUAUCAGGAAGAAGCCAGCCUGGGAGGUUACUCAUCACUAAUUAAUCACAGCACUAAUUAAUUUAUCGCUGCUGCUGUUGCUGGGGGCCAGAGUCAGCGGGGAUGGAGCAGCUGGCCCAGUGUGUGGGGGAGGGGGGGAGGGCGUGGGCCCAGCUUAGAGCCGAUGGCCCUGCCCACCCACCGGAUCCCCCAUGACAGUCUCGGUCCCCAGACAGAUGGGCUCAAAAACCACGGCACCCCACGCUCUCAGGAACCACUUACCCUCUGAGCCGCUGACUUCCUCCACCCUCUGCCAAGCUCUUGGGGACCCAGGCGUCCCUGGGGACCAAGCACAAGAGCCCAUGGGGGUGGACCCACCAGCAAACGCACAGAGGGGCAGCUAAGGCAGGACGGGGGCCGGGGCACAGCCCUGGACCCCACUUUCCCUUAGGUCUCCUCUGUUCAAGUGGGAGAGGACCCAGAACUGCCCUGAAAGGUGGUGGUGGGAGGGGGUGACACAAGGCCUGGGGGCCCCACCUCUCUCUGGGAAGUCGGGGGCGGCGUCGGCGUCCUCGGCGUCGACGUCCUCAGCGACGUCCAGAUCAAAGAGGUCCUUGAAUUCUGCUCUGUCCUCACUCUUCCUGUCCGCCACCUUGCGGCGCUUUACCUCUGGGAAGUUCAAAUCUUCCAACUGGAAGGACAGGGACCCAGAGCUGCAGGUGAGGGUGGGCUCUCAGGGCUGCCUGCCCACUGGCCACAGCCCAAGCCCAAGCCCGACUCACAUUCCAGACCCAGUCCUGCACCCUCCUACCCCGUGAGGCCCUCCUCUAGCCUCCAGCCCCCACCCCCAUGCAAGGACCCCGCUUGGCCACUUUUGGGACACUUGUCGGCAUCACUGGGUAGGCUCCCUGGACAGCCGCCCUACCAGGCCAGUGAGGAGGCCGCUAAGUGACAUCAAAGCUGCAGGCUCCAACCAUGCUCCUUCCCUAAUUUUCAGCCAUCACUCCCAGAACAGAUGGCCUGCCCAUACUGACACCAGGACAGGGAUGCAGACAGUCAUGCGGCUUGGCACGAAGCUGUCCCCUCAGGUCACAACGUCACGUACCCACCGAUCAGGCCCAGACCCAAAGACAGAGCUAGAGCUCUUCCUGUACCUCCCUGCUGGCCCUUCUGGUGUCCACAGGCUGGCCUAGGUGACAAGGUCAGCCCAGUACUCACUCCUCCAAAAGCCCCAGCCCGUCAGGCCUGAGGGGUAGCAGCCUCUGCCCCAGCACAGCCCUGGGGCCUCUCCACCUGAAGGUCAUGGGAGAAGCCCCCAGACUCUCCCCGGUUCUGCCCGCCAUCCGCCUCAUCAGAGCAUCGGCAGCGCCAGCACACGGUGCAGCUAGGGUGGCUGGGGGCAGCACCCACCGACCCCUGCUGACAUCCUCCCAGCCGUGCCCACAUCCCCAACAACCCACCACCACCAUACCCGCUCUUUGCCACUGAUCUCCAGCUGGAUCUCACGGUCCCUCAGCUUCCGCCACUGGCUGUAGUACUUCGUGAGUGGGGUCCCCUCCUCCCGGGUUCGCUUCUCCCAGGCAUCCUGUGCAGGGAGAUCCAGGGUCACGUCCCACCCCGGGCAAAGCCCCAGACCUCAGCCACACACUGACCAGUGGCCCCCGGGCCCCGGCACCAGCCCCCAGCUGACCACUGCACGCUGGUCGGACACGCCGAAGGAGACCCUCUGGCGGAGCCUGCGGAUGUGUUCUGCGUUCUCCUGCACCUUCUCGAGCAGCUGGCGCACCUGACGGCAGUAGUUGGCCACCUUGCACUCCCGGAGGAAGGAUUUCAGCUGCAGAAGAAGGGGGGCUCAGCCUAGCCCCAGGCACAAGGCUACUCUGCACCCUGCAAGCGGUGACCACAGGCAGGCGGGGGCGGGUCAUGGGUUCGU